This is a messenger RNA of Toxoplasma gondii ME49, 1848 nucleotides long. It is a transcript of the gene RPS4, whose product is annotated as ribosomal protein RPS4. Gene Ontology annotation, molecular function: structural constituent of ribosome; RNA binding. NCBI's taxonomy places the organism in Eukaryota, Apicomplexa, Conoidasida, Eucoccidiorida, Sarcocystidae. Gene Ontology annotation, cellular component: ribosome; cytosolic small ribosomal subunit. The transcript has 5 exons. Gene Ontology annotation, biological process: translation. The coding region runs from base 188 to 1126 and encodes 312 amino acids. The record is from RefSeq and is a predicted model, not a curated record.
GGGACCCCCUGAAGAAAUUGUCCAGAGACCCCGGCUUAUAUGCGAUGUGAAAUGCUGGACUGCUUUACGCAGAUUUGUAGCGAGAACGCGCAGCGAAAAGGCGCCCCUUUCGAGUUGAACUUUCUCGAGACAGGAACGUGAUUCGGCUUAUACAAGAAAACACAAGAGCCCACGCUGCGCCGGGUGUAUGUACACUCCAGAUGGGGCCCGAGUCUGCACAUGUGGGAGCACUCCUGAGUUCGUUGAUUCGCCCGCUUUGUUGCCUUUUCUUCUCGCUCGUUCACUUCUCUCUUUCUUCUUGCGUGCCGGCUUUGCUCUCGUCUUUCUGUUGAAAAUGGCGCGAGGUCCGAGGAAGCACUUGAAGCGCAUUGCUGCGCCUCACCACUGGAUGCUGGACAAGCUGACGGGUCACUAUGCGCCUCGUCCCUCUCCAGGUCCGCACAAGCUCCGUGAGAGCGUUCCUCUGGUGGUGCUGCUGCGAAACAGACUGCGCUACGCACUGACGUACCGCGAGGUGAUGAUGAUCGUCAUGCAGCGCCUGAUUAAGGUGGACAACAAAGUCCGGACAGACCAGUGCUACCCUGCAGGCUUCAUGGACGUCAUUUCCAUCGAAAAGACCAAGGAGAACUUCCGCAUGCUCUUCGACACCAAGGGCCGGUUCGUCCCCCACCCCAUCCGCGAAGAAGAGGCUUCGUACAAGCUCUGCAGAGUCAAGAAGGUCGUCGUCGGCCCCAAGGGCGUCCCCGCUCUCAUCACCCACGACGGUCGCACCAUGCGUUACCCCCACCCGUCCAUCAAGGCACACGACUGCAUUCGCCUCGACCUCAACACUGGCAAGAUCGUGGACACGCUGAAGUUUGAAGCGGGCAACAUGGCGAUGGUGACUGGGGGUCACAACGUAGGUCGCGUGGGCGUCAUUGUGCACCGCGAGCGCCACCUGGGUGGCUUCGACAUCAUUCACUUGCGAGACGCGAAGAACAACGAGUUCGCGACGCGCAUUUCCAACGUUUUCGUCAUUGGGAAGGGUGAGAAGGCGUGGAUUUCUCUGCCGAAGGAGAAGGGCAUUCGGCUGUCGAUCAUGGAGAACCGCCAGGUUCUGCUGAAGAAACAGCAAAUGAACAACUAGGCCGGAUGUCGACGUACAUUCGAACCGCGCACACUCUCUCUUCUGGGUGCGGUUGCGGAGAGGGCGGAGUCGAGGGUGCCUCGGUUUCUGUUUUUUCCAGAGAAACUCCAGGAAAGAGGUCUCCAGUUGCGAUUGGAGGAGGAGAGCCGAGCUUGGGGGGAAGAGAGAAAUCGCUCUCGACUCGGUGUGUGUGCGCUUCUUACGCCUUCUGUCUCCUGUUUUGAGAGUCCCGACACUCGGGCGCCCCAUCGCGUGUCUGGGUCUUGACAACUUCUCCCGUUAAUCACUCCUGAAGUACGGACGUUGGACUUCAGAAACGGCGGUGCGACGUGGAAAGAUGCGACAGAGAACGGGUGAAGCGGAGGCGAACGAGAAUCUGCGAGAUCUCUUUGGAGGGGGGGACGUGGACCACGAGAAACACACGAAAAGAGCGCACAAACUAAGCAGACUACCAGAAAGAACGGGAGGUAGACGUCGUCUUCUCUUCGGAGAUCAGAACGCGAGCAAGAGUCGAAAUCCGACACGGAGAAAAACCGGGCGCUCUGCUACGGCGCAGCCCUCUCUCCUGUGUGAAGUUCGACGACAAAACUACGAUGUAGACCACAUGCACAAUCAUCCAAAAAGGCAGUACACGCAGGCAAUCAAAACAGUGCAGUAGGUCUCUACACAUACAUCUGUAGUCAUGUCAGGAGGUAGCCUAGAGACGCACAAAUAAUAGUCGC